GGGGCUGCCCUGGAAGGCUGUUUGGAAAUGGCAACUGGCACAGAAUGCAGCAGCUAGCUGUUGUUAUUCACUAAUGCAUUGUUAUUGUUAUUUGUUUACCUGCUUAGGGUGGUUUGGGCAGCUACGGCUUUCUCUAGCCUGAGGACAGAGACAUGCUCACUGUUGCACUGGUCCCAGUACGUCUCCGCCUCUCUCUUCUGAAAACAAGGGGGCACAAGGCACUAGUGGAGCCCCGACCCUUUUUACUGUAAAACCGGUGGGAGCUGCUUGAGUGCAUUCUUUUUUUUAAAAAAAAAAUCGGCUUCAAAGACACUUUGCAACUGAUUGGCAGAUCAACCCAUUCUCCUUUCUGGGUAUAGCUAAUGGAAAAGCUUUGAUUUGGCGACCAGCGUGAUUGCAGCUUGGAAGUGGACAGUGAUUCUUGCCCAGAACUCCAUGGGUUUGACGCUUGGACACCACCCCUGUCGUUUGGAGCCCCUGGACCCCUCCUAACAAAUGCCCUUGCCUAAAGGGCGAAGGCCACCCUUUCUCCCGCCGCAGAGCCGCCAUGAAGCUGCUGGUGGCCAAGCUGCUGUGCCUAGUGGGCGUCUUCGGGCUGAUGCUGGGCGGCACCCUCCUGCCUGUCAGGUUCAUCGACACCGACUACGAGAAGGCCGAGCGCUCCAAGAGGAUCAUCAGCCUUUGCAACUCCUUUGCCGGGGGGGUCUUCCUGGCCACCUGCUUUAACGCCCUCCUUCCCGCCGUGCGAGAGAAGCUCGCAGAAGUUCUGAAACUGGGCAACGUGGAAACCGACUACCCCUUGGCGGAGACGAUUAUGCUGAUGGGAUUUUUCAUGACGGUCUUUGUGGAGCAACUGGUCCUGACCUUCCGGAAGGAGAAGCCUCCCUUCAUUGACCUGGAGACCUUCAAUGCCGGCUCAGAUGCUGGCAGUGACUCUGAGUACGAGAGCCCCUUCAUCGAGUCGCCGUCCUGGGGGCGCAACCACCACCACCACCACGGGGAGCACGCCCACACCAGCCACAGCCAGUGCGGCCUGAACGUCCACGAGCUCUCGCGCUCCACCCCGCUGCGCCUCUUCAGCCUGGUCUUCGCCUUGUCUGCGCACUCCAUCUUCGAGGGCCUGGCCCUGGGCCUGCAGGAAGAGGGCCACAAAGUCAUGAGCCUCUUCCUGGGCGUGGCCAUCCACGAGACGCUGGUGGCCGUGGCCCUGGGCAUCACCAUGGCCAAGACCGGGCUGACGCUGAAAGAGGCUGCCAAGCUGGCCGUGGCCGUUAGCCUGAUGAUCCCGCUGGGCAUCGCCAUCGGCAUGGGCAUCGAGAGUCGGCACAGCGUGGCCAGCGCCGUGGCCUCUGUCCUCCUGCAAGGGAUUGCCAGCGGCACCUUCCUCUUCGUCACCUUCUUUGAGAUCCUGGCCAAGGAGCUGGAAGACAAGAGCAACCAUCUCCUCAAGGUCCUCUUCCUGGUCUUGGGCUACACCGUUCUGGCGGGCCUCGUCUUCUUCAAGUGGUGAAGCGCCGGGGCGCCUCCCUUUCCUUGAGGCUCAAGGAGAAAACUGGACACUUCCCCCCCCUUACACACCCCUCUCUCUCUCUUGGCAUCAGGGAGGCACGAGCAGCUCAGCCGCCUUUGGGCUCGGCGUUCAUUUCAUCCCGUUGUCCCAGGCCGUGGGGAAAACAGAGAAGAGCAAAAGGAUCAAUACACUUUGGGGCUGGUGGGGGCGGCCAGUCUCCUCCCAGGAAGUCAGAGGUGCCCGUUGCUCUGCGAUAAAAGACAAGCGUCCUUUUUAAGUUUUGUACCUGACCCGUUUGAUCUGUUCCCUGUUUUGUUUUGAUUUGGGUGGUUUUUUUUCCUGGCAGAGCUCUUGUUUACUGACAGCUAAUCCGUCCUGGUCUUCACGGUCACUGCCGUUUAAGGAAACCUAAAAAGGAAGGCUUUCUAUCUAGUUCCCCCCCACACUUACGUUCCUUGUGACUGCAGUAAAAGGCGUGUAGUAGCUGGGAGGCCUUGUAACCCCGUCCUUUUGGGGAGACUUGGCUGUACAAAGUUGCCGUCCAGAGCGCCUGCUUUUUAUAGUCACUGCUGGAAGUACGUCUGCAGUUUUCCUGCUGCUAAUAUUGUGAACACAAAACACUGCUAGUAUGUGAAAAAUUGUUGGCCUUUUUUAAAAUGUUUAUUUCCAUGGGGGCCCAUUCCCAGGAGGACUCUUGCAGACCCACUUGGCUCUUCUCAAAGAGGGAGUCUGAAUUCGCUGGUCGUGGCCUCGUCCAGCAAAGCCUUGCCUACUUGAUUGCUUCAGGCUAUGUGUUGAUUUGCCCAGAAGCCAGAAUUCACAGUAUUCUUCCAAAAUGAUUUUUUUUUUUUUUGCUUUGAGAUUUGCCUCGCCACGGUUGAUACCAGGAUCGCCCGCAGAGAAGCUGCCUGCUAAAACUACCUUGGAACACAGUUCUGCUUUCUUAAUCUGACGUGUCCAACAUGCCGAACUUCCUUCUCCGUGAGUGAGAGAGAGAUGCAAGCCUUUUAACACCUGAGCAUCUCUCGGUCAAGAUAACCCACUUCAGGAGCGCCUGGGUUGCGAUGUCCUCUUUAAUCUGUCACGACUGUUAGAGAACAGCCCAGGGUGCGUGUGUGGUGUUCCGGGAUGAGCCCUUUGCGAGCACAGGAGUUAUGACAGGCUUCUCCACAAGCACCUCUCUGUCGGCAGAGACCCUUUUAACCAGCAGAGAACUCACAUGUUCACUGAAGAGGAAGGAGAGUUGUGGAUCCGUGUCCAGCCCACAGUGAGGAAAGCAGGCUCUGAUCAGGCCAACCGUACCAACUUCAGUUCUAAACAUUCGAAGGCUUUUUCCUGGUAGGGAGUGGUUCCUUUUUCUUUAUUUUUUCUUAAUCUGCCCAUUGUCUUUCUUACUCUUCUUCUUUUCCCGCCCCACUCCUCAGAGGAGGAGUCAGCGGAUCGAGCCAGUUUCGCUCUCCGCUGCUUUGAGGGGGUAACUCGGAGUGGUCUGAAGCCGUAGGGACGGCGAGGCACAGUUAUCAGCAACAGAAGCUUGGGCUGUCUUCCAGAAGCGCCUCCCAGGUCACCUCGAGUCCGUUCCUUUCUCUCAGCAAACAUUUCUGCGGGAGCAGAGUUACUAUGGGUUUGGAGAUGGGGACUCUCUUUCUGGUGCGCAAAUUUGGGGGACGGUUCUCAGCCCCUUGCCUGAAAACAGGGAGAGGGGCGGCAGAGCAGCUUGCCUUCUGCGCUAGCAAGAGCCCUUUUUUGUUGUGUCCCCCCCCCCGCCGUGUCCCUUUUCCCCUGGCUUUUAACGGGAUAGGGAGACACUCCGGUACGGAGGCAGCUGUCCCUUGGCACCUUCUCCAGCCGGCCUGGAGAGGAAGUGUCAGAGGUGACCCGGGAGAUCGCUCUCCCUGUGACGGCGUAGCAAAAGACAGGCUCUGCUGGUCUGGCAGCCCCACCCCGCUGCGCCCCAGAGUUUUAACAAAACCAGGCCCCCACGAAAGAGUGAUAGAAGAAAGAAUUGGGGGGGUCCCUUCUCCUCUGGUCCCCUCCAGGUCCCUCCCUCACUGCUGGCUCCUUUUCCAGCUUCUCUGGCUCUCUUUCCCUGUGAUAUCUUUCGGGAAGGAGGCAGCACUCAGCUUCUCCCCAAAGCUCAGCGCUCCAGGCUCCUUGACUGCAGCCCGACCGUCUCCAGCUUCACCAAAGGCCUCCCCUCCCUUCCUGCUCCGGAUCUCUAUUCUUUCUGGGAGGCUCUCCUGCCGUUGCUUCCCAGCUGGCUGGUCCCUGGAUCUGAGAAGAGGCAGGCCGCGCACACGCGAUACAUUUGGGAGCACGUCACUUCCCCCACGCUUGGGGAUGCCAGCUUACCCACACACACAGCCACCGUUCCCAGCUCCUUCGAACAAACUACGGUUCCCGAGAUUCUCUUAAGGGGGUGAAACAUGCUUUCAGCGUACAGUGCGCCUGCAGCUUCGGGGCUUGAUCUGGAAAAUGCGGGAGGCGGGGAUAAUGGAAGCAAGAGCGCACCAGAGAAACCCAGGCAAGCAGAGGUGGGCUUCCAGAGGAAAGGGAGCGUGUUCAUUCGAUUGCAGCACGUUCGUUGCGUCCACUGAAACGUUCCCUUGGCACCUUCUCGAGGGACGCCUCCUUCGCUUCGUUCUGCCGCUCACCCCCCCUCCGGUUUGGAACCAGCGCACAAAACACACGCUUGUGAAUCGUAGGGUUCGUCCUAGCCCGUUAGUCCCAGGGAUGGAUGGAAGCGAUUGUGUAAUAGGUGGAACUGGAAAUAUCAUCUGUCUCUUUCUCGAGGAGCCUACAGCCCAGCACACUGGCUUUCCUUGCCCCAUUCUCUCCCCUCCGUCGACGGAGCCUUUCUUGUCAACUGCCCUGAUGGAGUUUGCCUUUGCAGUCUCUCUCUGAACAUCUCUCUGAACAUUGCCCUUCUAGAGGCUGGCAUCUCAAGGUCUGCUCUGCUCACUCCGGCCAGAGAAGCAAGUGCUUUCCGUGCAUCUUGCAAAGGGGCCUCUCCCACCAACGGACCCGGUUUGCAAGCCGCCAUCUUUGCUGGGAUCCAGAUUUGUUCCUUGGCGUUCCCUGCGGGGAAAGAGGAACCUGGGAGAAGCCUCUUUUUUGGCAGUAACGUCAGGGAAACGCUAUCUGCGCAGAGAGCUUGUGGCCUGUCUCAGAGCCUGACGUGUUGGCUCUGGGUUUUUAAAAAUCAAACACGUCUCCUUUCCCACAGACUUUGAUUUACCAUGGAGAGAAUUGUGCGCAAGUGUUUCAUUACAUUUCUGCUCUUGGGGGUAAGGAUUUUAUUUUGUUCUGUUCUUCCCUGAAAUCCGUCUGACCUAAGUGUCAUCCGCGCUGUGCUAAAAAAAAAUGUACCAGCCUUUUAGUAGGCCAGUAUUUGAAUAAAACUGCCUCUUCAUUUUU
Molecule: messenger RNA, 4927 nt
Organism: Rhineura floridana
Lineage: Eukaryota; Metazoa; Chordata; Lepidosauria; Squamata; Rhineuridae
Gene: SLC39A3
Product: solute carrier family 39 member 3
Exons: 3
Coding region: 548-1510 (320 amino acids)
Biological process (GO): zinc ion transmembrane transport
Cellular component (GO): plasma membrane
Molecular function (GO): zinc ion transmembrane transporter activity
Source: RefSeq, a predicted model, not a curated record